This is a messenger RNA of Chiloscyllium plagiosum (whitespotted bambooshark), 8686 nucleotides long. RefSeq names its product regulatory factor X, 1a (influences HLA class II expression) (gene rfx1a). Gene Ontology annotation, molecular function: RNA polymerase II cis-regulatory region sequence-specific DNA binding; DNA-binding transcription factor activity, RNA polymerase II-specific. Gene Ontology annotation, biological process: regulation of transcription by RNA polymerase II. Gene Ontology annotation, cellular component: nucleus. The record is from RefSeq and is a predicted model, not a curated record. Lineage: Eukaryota; Metazoa; Chordata; Chondrichthyes; Orectolobiformes; Hemiscylliidae.
CUUCCUGUAAUGCCUAUACACGAAUUUCUAGUGUUAUCCUUGUAAACUUGAGCACCUCCUCCAGCGCUAGGUUUGCCCUUCCAAAAGUCUAAUUAUGAGACAACGUGGUCCAUUUCGAAGAACUACAUUUCCCACAGUGCAUGGCAAGGAAGCACGCUUGGCGCAUGCGUUGUCUGUCUCCAUGACCCGUUGAAAUCGUCACCAUCGCGCGGAAGGUGUAUGUGUCUACUGACGUGGAGCUAAACCAACCGAAAUGCCGCAAACAGCGACUGACAGGCACCCAACCACUCACCGACGGGGCAAUGGGCGGGCUUGAAUGUGGACAGCCAGUCAGCAUCGCGGAGGUGGGCAGGCCUUCCGGUGUUGCGUUGCCUGGGUUGAUUCCGGAGGCUAGCAACUGUUGCCUUGAGGACGAGCGCCAUAGCCACCGUAGUCCUGGCGACUGUUACCCCGUCAAACAACAACUUACGCCACAAAGUGGACAAAGUGGAGAGUGGCAUUUAACAGUACCACCUGCAGAGGUUGGUAUGGCAACACAGGCCUAUGUUACAGAACUCCCACCAGCUCAACAACAGCCUCAACAGCAGCAGCAACAGUCGCAGUCGCAACAGCAGCAACAACCAACUCAACAACAGUAUGUCACAGACUUGCAGACUGCUACACAACCAUCACAGCAACAACAACAGCAACAACCACCAUCAUCCCAAAAACAAUAUGUCAGUGAACUGCAGGUAUCGCAGCAGCAACAACAGCCUCCUGCUCAGUUGUCACCAGUAUCAGCACCACAGCAGUACAUUGUGGUUACAGUUUCAGAAGCAAACAUGAGGCCAACCGAGACAGGUUCGGAUUCCAGCUCCUCUUCAGCUGGUGCACAGUCUGGAGUGCCGACACAGGUGGUACAGCAAGUUCAGGCAUCGCAGCAGAGGUCUGUUGUGCAAACAACACCCCAGGCUGCUAAAACUAGCCAAGUUCAACAGUUAUCAGUACAAGCACUUCAGCAAGUUCAUGUUUCUCAGGAGGUUCAGCAGUUACAACAGGUCCCAGUGCAGCCGGUUCAGCAUGUCUACUCGAAUCAAGUGCAGUAUGUAGAAGGGGGUGAUGCCAGCUAUACUGGAAGCACAAUACGUUCAAAUACCUACCCUUAUUCAGAAACUCAGCUGUACAACCAGAACACAAGCGGGAGUUACUAUGAAUCUCAGGGGACACCAAACCAGGUUGCCACGCCGGUGACUUCGCAGAACGUGGUCAGUAGUGGAACGGUGCCAAUGUAUGUCACGGGAGGGCAGAUUGUGGCCAACCCAGGAGGAGGGACCUAUGUCAUCCAGGGAGGUUACAUGCUGGGGAGCUCCAGUCAGUCUUACAGUCACACCAUGCGUGCCUCUCCAGCCACAGUUCAGUGGUUAUUAGAUAACUAUGAAACUGCAGAAGGAGUGAGUUUGCCUCGAAGCACACUUUAUUGUCACUACCUGUUACACUGUCAGGAGCAGAAACUGGAGCCUGUAAAUGCUGCCUCAUUUGGCAAACUGAUAAGAUCAGUAUUCAUGGGACUCCGAACCCGGAGACUUGGCACACGGGGAAAUUCAAAAUAUCACUAUUAUGGACUUCGCAUUAAAGCAAACUCACCUUUAAUUCGACUGAUAGAGGAUCAACAACACCUGGCCAUAAGGCAACAGCCAUUUACACAGAAACAGAGUCCGUUUUCUCCUUCAUGCUACAGACUCAAGCCAAUCCAGAAGGUGGAGGGGAUGACAAAUGGUAUGGGAGUUGGGCAGCAACAGGGUGGUGGCCUGUCAGAUAUCAGCGCGCAGGUCCAGCAGUAUCAGCAAUUCUUGGAUGCUUCUCGGGCUCUACCAGAAUUUGUUGAAAUAGACUUGCAGGGAAAAACAUUGCCAGAUGGUAUCACUAUGGAACACAUCAAGGCUUUCCAACUACUCUAUCGGGAGCACUGUGAGGCUAUCCUGGAUGUUAUGGUGAACCUACAGUUUACUCUGGUUGAAACUUUGUGGAAGACAUUUUGGCGAUACAACACUUCCCAGUCAAGUGAUGGCUCAGGAUUGUCAGUUCACGAUGAAUCUGAGAAGCGCCUCCCUAAGUCAUGCCUGGUUGUUCUCUGUAAGUAUGAGCCGUCUCUGAAGUGGACAAAAUACUGUGAUAACAUGCUUUACCAAGGUCUGGUGGAGAUCCUUAUCCCAGAUGUCUUACGACCUAUCCCGAGUGCCUUGACUCAAGCAAUUCGAAAUUUUGCAAAAAGUUUGGAAAGCUGGUUAACCAAUGCAAUGAUGAAUGUUCCUGAAGAAAUGGUUCGUGUGAAGGUGGCAGCUGCAAGUGCCUUUGCACAGACUCUGAGACGUUACACAUCAUUAAAUCAUCUUGCUCAGGCAGCCCGUGCUGUGCUGCAGAAUACUGCACAGAUUAACCAGAUGCUGAGUGAUUUAAACCGAGUAGAUUUUGCAAAUGUUCAGGAACAAGCUUCAUGGGUGUGUCGUUGUGAGGAUGGUGUUGUGCAAAGGCUGGAACAGGAUUUUAAAAUGACUUUACAGCAACAGAACUCCUUAGAGCAAUGGGCAUCCUGGUUAGACAGUGUGGUAACCCAGGUCCUCAAACCAUAUCAUGGCAGUCCUAGUUUCCCCAAAGCUGCCAAACAGUUCCUGCUCAAGUGGUCCUUCUAUAGUUCAAUGGUGAUUCGGGAUUUAACUUUAAGGAGUGCAGCAAGUUUUGGGUCCUUUCAUCUCAUUCGCCUUCUAUAUGAUGAAUACAUGUACUAUUUGAUAGAGCAUCGUGUGGCACAAGCAAAGGGAGAAACACCCAUUGCUGUCAUGGGUGAGUUUGCUGAUCUAGGACGGGCUUUAAACCCUCUGGAUCCUGACAAAGAUGAGGAGGAAGAGGAAGAAGAAAGUGAUGAUGACAGUCAACAGGAAAUUCCAAUGGACAAUGAACCAACAUUAGUAACAGAUGCCAUGGAGCCACCAGCCAAAUUGCCACGGACAGAUUCAAGGGGAGUGUUCGUCCAAGCACCACCAACCAACUGAGAAUAAAACUUUCUGCUCUCUACUGAAGAUACUGACCCAUGUUGGAAUAUAAUCCAGUGGUGACGGUGCUGCAAUGUCUUCACCCAUAUGGUCAUUCUCAAUGUUUGAGCCUGGCCAGUGGGUGUCAACAAUGUGACAUCACAAUUGAAUUUGAUUCUGUCUUUAACCCACGUAUCCAUGCACAUUUUAUACGAGGAAACACUAGAUAAUAAUCAGACAACUUUUUCACUUUGUUAGCCUUUCACAUAACCUCUUCUGUCAAGGCCUGUAUGGUCACUAUCCAUUGAUGAUUAUCUUGUUUUGAAUUCUUUUAUCUCCUCACUCUUCUUUCCUUCCGUUAAAUAAGCAGUGAAGAGCUGAAUUAGAUUUUGUUGUCUUUCAGAAAUCUAUCUCUUAAGUGACGCUAGAGUGUAAAUUCAUGUGAGGAUUUCCUACUUGAGACCCCAGUCCUGUCAUGCUACAAAGCAUAGUCUUUAAGCUUGUAAGAAGAGCUAAAUGAAAUACUCUGCAGUCUUUGAAUUACUUUAUAAUUUAUGCAGGAAGAGUGCAACAGUUCCCAAAGAGUUAUCUAAUAAUGUGUUUUUAUAAAUUUAAGGUUACAAACCAAUGCUUUGCCUCACUAAGGUUGACUUUUCACCUGGUCCAAAGUCUAAUUCUGAAUAUUAAUUCUAAAUAAUGACCAACGCAAUAUUAAAUUGGCUGCAAGACAAGAACGAAAGGAGCAAAAAUCAAUAGGUGGCACAGCCUUAUUAGUUGAAGCGGUAACACUAAAGCCACUCAGAAAUUGGGCAGGUUAUCAGCUCAUCAAAAUGCAAAACAUAUCAUCUCAGUACCAGGUGCAGGAAUUUUGAGUCGAAAGUUCACUCACUGUCUAAAAUAUGCCUUUAAAGUGUAAAUCAUAGCCGUAAUGGUCAUGCUUCAACUAAUAGAAAAUAUCAGUAGAAACCAAGAAAUUGUUGACCUAUGCCUUGUUCAGCUGUGAUCAACAAACUUUGUUACAAUUCCAAUUUUCUUUUACUUUUACAAUCUACACACAGUGAAGAAGGAUAUUUAAAUAUUUAGUGAAUGUAAAAUGGAUUGAGCAGUUGACCCUGCAAAUUAACCUGUUUUGGAGGUAAUGGAAAAUAUUGGGCUUUAAUUGUAUUCUGAUCAAUUAGAUCCCACAACAUGAUUGACCCAGAAGGAACACAUUAGUUUAAUGGCUGACAUUGAUGCUGUUUGUCUUUGUAAUCCACUGCCAAUAAAUGUUCAUUCACCUGUUAACAUACAUAGUCUCCCUCCCUGCACUACUGUCCAGUGGUGUCAACAAAAAUGAUUUGCCCAUGUGACACCAUUAAAAAUAGCAAAGGUAUUAUUUCAGUGCAGCAUGAGCUACAGCUUUGCCUAGGCAGGUGCUGAGCAGUCCUUCCCAUGUUGUAUCUAAUGCAAUCACUAUUGGAUGAUUGAAGUAAUCUUCUGACAUACCGGUGGAAAUUCCUCACAAGGGAAUUAAAAAAUUUAAAUGUAAAAAAGCUUUUUUUUUCAAAAAGGAAGCAAUGGUCAUUUUCUUCUGUUAAAAUUUAAGCUUAAUGAUUAACCAGGAGCAGAACCAUGAAGUUUCAAUCUGUGAACCUCACUGUGCCACAAGGUCUGUUUCUUUGGCUGUGCUUUUCUCCCUGCAACUAAUUCAAGUGACCAUCAUAUUGAGAGGUUACUGUAUUUGGAUACUUGGUCAGUCAAGACUUGAGUGCAAAAUACUGAAGCUGUAAAUGAAUGACUAAUUCAAUGCUGAAAAAUUUCCUCUCUUAAAUUAGAUCUGGUAAAGUAAAGGUACCUCAUAUAAACAUGCAUUUUACACUACUAACAGGAUCCUUCAGGAAAACAACCCAAAAAAAGGAAAUUAUUCAAACUGCUCUUUAUCAAAUAAUUGUUUUACUUUGUGUUAGUAAAGCAAGAAAUAGCUAUUAAUUUCACUUGUGUUGAUGUCAUUAAACUAGCAGGUGACCUUAUUCUCUACGAUAUGGUAUUUAACUUGUUUUAGGAAAUUAAUAUAAAGAAAUUCAGUUCUGUUAGACAUGUUAUUUCUAUUUUUAUUUGAAUGAUGAUUCUUGGCAAGACUGAAGUAUAAAAUAACAGAUCAAAUCCUGUUUUCAUAUUUUAUUUUGUGAUUCUACUAAAAGCAUUAAAUAGUGACUUUGAUAAUGAAAGGGAAAGUAAAGGUUGGUGAAGGAAGAAGUGUUGUAAAAAUACUGAAUUUCCCUUUAACUGAAUGAAAAAGAAGUGCAAUAAGGUUGAAAUGGCAGGUAACUUCAUGGUGUAAUAAAAUGUUUUUGGUAACAGAAAAAGGUGACCAAUAUAUAUCUUUUAAAUCUUCUUAAAACGUUAUCUUUGAUAGAGUUUAAUUAGAUUUUAUUUUAGAUCACAGUUAUUUUAAGAAAGCAGUUAAGCCCACGUAAUCUUGGUUCUAGUUCACCUGUGUGAUGAUCUAAAAAAGUAUUUAGUGCUAUGGUUUACUUCUCCAGUCUAGAUUAGUGUUCUUUCCAAAGCUUAAAGAUGAAUCUAACUGGCUUCUUUCAAUACGAUGAUGAAAUUUAGAUGGAAAGCUCCCAUGUAAGUACAAGGUUAUUUGACUAGACUUUUCUGUGGUCUUGUCAUGUCUGAAGAAGCCAGUAUGGGCCCAUAGCCAGACUCUCAAACAAAAGCUGAGGAGAUAGUUCCCUUAAACCUCUUGUGACUGAUAGUUUUAUUUUGUCUGUGUUUGUUUUAUUCUUUUCCAAGUGCAAUUGAACAGGUUUAUUCUCUGUUUCAUUAAUAUAUCCAUUUAGUACUGAUUUAGUACAAGAUCUGAGAAUUGUGGCCAGCCUCAAAAGAGAGAGAGAAAAUUAGAUACUUUGUUAUAAAACCAAAAAGUGGUAGCAAUUUGCAAUAUGUUAUACCUUUGUUCAAAACCUAGGGACACUGUUACUAGUUGUAUAUUUAAUUGGAAGCUUAUGUUCACAGGUGUACAAAUUGAAUUAUAAUUGAGUACUGUGGGCCAGAUGGCAACAAUUAAACAGGCCUGACGAGACCUUUGAAGGCUCCAAUAUUUGGAUUGACAAGAGCAGGAGCUUUUAGGCACACUCAUCCAAUUGUACACACUAUAACUAACAUUGGCCUGAUGUGCCUCUGUUUACAUCUAUCUCUAAUCUAUCUGUUGACGCAAUUAUAUUUCCAAUUUCAAAUGCAAUGUCGCCCCCUCAUCUGCCAUUUCCUCUUUUUUCUUUCAUAAUCAGACAACCUGGUUUUCUCUUAAAUAUAUGUGGGGUCUGGGAGAGACAAUGUUUGUAUUCAGAUUGUCAGUCCUGGAGAACAUGUAUUCACUUGAAAAGUAUUAUAAAACCAAGCACAUGUUAUGCUGGAUUGAAAAGAUGAACGUGGGAGCCAUAUUUACGAUCUUCUCAUGUAAAUUGCAUGUACACACCAAAAAGGCUGCUUCUCAUCUAAACACUCCUCCUGCAUUAAACCUUUUUCAUUCUGAAGUCAUGGAAGUGAUGUGAUCAUCCACAACUCCUGCAUAUAACAUAAUGCAUUACAGUUCAUUUUCAACACUCCAGUAAAAACUAUUCAUUUCACUAUUAAGUUGAGUAUUUUCGAUAGUUAAUCAUCAAUUAGUUACUUGUUCCUGCAACUUUUUAAAUACUUUCUGUGAGUCUUAUAGUUGUUUCUGUUUUGAAGCCCUGGUGUUAGGACAGUGAGUUUGGUCAGGUUAUGUUCUUGGAGAAAAUACAAACCUUUGUUUUUUUGCUGCUGCAUUUGAAUUUACCUUACCUUCAGUCACUUAACAUCCAUACAUUUUUGCACCUAGCUUUGCUAGUAGGUUAUAUUAGACUUGUCUCUUCAUAGUUAGUUGAUGAUGACUCAUUAUUAAAAUAUCAAAAACAGAUUGGAAAAAGAAAUGCUGUUUUCACUUGGUCCACCACACAAUAGCACAAUACAAGAAAGCAGUUUGAACUCAAAAGUCAAGAACAUAAUCAUUCUAGGUCAGAUAGAGACAUAAGUAAGGCAUUAUAGCCACUCCUACACUAAAGCACAAACCAAAAUGUGUCAACAUAGGUUUAAAUACAGGGUGUUAGAUCUUCUACUGUUCAUACUAAUUUAUGUAGUUUUCUUCAUAAAUCUUCAAUUCCCAUUGGCCUCAGAAAUCGGUUAGAGAAAACAGUCCCUCUUUUGUAAUCCGAUAUUUUCCUACUACAAACACUUCAGGUACCUCAGUGUGUGUGCAAAGUAUGAUGUGGUGGUGCUGGUGUUGGACUGGGUGGACAAAGUUAAAAAUCACCAGGUUAACCUGGUGUGUGAUUUUUAACCUAGUUGCAAAGUACUGAGACAAACUCAGCAAUCCUCCUGAUCUAGCAGUGAUUUCACUUUCUUCACCAAUUGAUGUCAGUCUUAAUCACCACUCAACCAAGAUAAGAUCCAAGUUUCUUCUGUGAAGCUAAUUAAUGAAUGACCAUCUCCUUUGAAAAUGGGAUUGUAGUAUCGCAUUCCAAUUUUUUUCUUUCUGUAAGCCCCCACCCUCAACCAGUCAAAAAUUAUUUCUACCGGAGAAGAAUUAAAAUGUUAUAUUUAUCUGUUUUGAUGGUAAGAAAAUUCACUCAAAUUAAUAUAAUUUCAAUGUGGAAAGUUUAGUAUAAAGAUCCUUUCCAUCUCACCAUGAGCCAAGACACUGUCCUGAGCCUGUUAGAUCAUAUCCAAGAUUAAAUGGAAAAUUAGAAUCAGUUUUCCUUAGAUCAAAGCUUUUGUCAAUGUACCCGUAACUAUUUCACCUCCAUCAUAAUUAUCUAAAUGCUACCCAAGUAAAGUGACUAUGUAGUUUUUGUAAAGUAUAAAGUAGAUAAUUGCUGCUGUUCAUUUUCUAAUUAAAUGUCAAUUAAACUAAAUUGAAGAGAACCACUUAAAAUAUCUGAAAGUAAGCUGCUAAAAAUCCUCCUGCACUAUCACUGCCCACAGCAUUUAAUUUGUUUAGUUUCUCACCAGUUCUUUCACCCUUUUCUAGAUGUGUUGACUUGAGGAUGAGGCUGAAUUUUCUGCAUACUAAUUCUAACUAGUUGGGAAACUCACCCUAAAUUGCCACAGUAUAUCACAAGGUCUAAUAUACCAUUGGGGGUGGGCAUUAUUCAUGUGCAAGUCUUGAUUGCAGGAGGGAAUCAAUCAGAGCCCAAGUUUCCUCUCAUCUGAUAUUGGAGUGUGGGUGCUGGCCUGCCAUAACAAAUACAAAAUGGAAGUCAAAACCAUUUGAAGCUAAAAUAGUUUGAAGUCUGCAAUGAUUCGUUGAUCUUUAGAGGGUGAUAAAAUUAAAAUACAAAAUAUAUGGAGUGCAGCAGUUCCAUUCCUCAUGUGAAUAACCAUAACUUGUAACUUGAGUAGUUGCAUUGAUGAGAGUGUGGUGCUGGAAAGGCACAGCAGGUCAGGCAGCAUUCGAGGAGCAGGAGGAUCGAUGUUUCGGGCAUAAGGCAUUCAUCGGGAAUUGACAUCCAUUUUUGGGGGUUUUUUUUGUAUACUCAGUACAAACUAACCAUGGAAUUUACAAUAACUUUUCACUCUUAACUUAUUCUGGCAAUCAAUAUGUGAAUAUCUGAUUCUGGUAUUGAGUACUUCAACAUCUCAGUGUCCUGGAUGUAAGUUUGCUCACUGAGCUGGAA